Callorhinchus milii (elephant shark) is the source of this 1733-nucleotide messenger RNA. RefSeq names its product synergin gamma-like. The coding region runs from base 158 to 844 and encodes 228 amino acids. Gene Ontology annotation, cellular component: clathrin coat of trans-Golgi network vesicle. The record is from RefSeq and is a predicted model, not a curated record. NCBI's taxonomy places the organism in Eukaryota, Metazoa, Chordata, Chondrichthyes, Chimaeriformes, Callorhinchidae. The transcript is spliced from 7 exons.
AAAGAUGCUUUGAAUACCUCAGCACCGUGGCGAUAGCUUCCGUGCUCUCCUGUGCUGAGUUGGGUCGGCUUGUUGUUUACACAAUGACUGGAAAUUAUUUGCUCCAAGGCGCGGGUUGACAGAAAGUGACCUGGUCUGUAAUGCCUGUCUGACGGUCAUGAUCAUGGAGGCAAAAAUCAGGACUUUGCAAAGAUGCCUUGACUGCAUUAAUAAGGUCAUUAGAAAUGCAAAUGAUAUCUUGUGUGACAUUAGCCAGCCAUCCGUAUGCAGUGAAGUGUUGCUAUCGUCCCAGGGAACCGCCUAUAUCUCAGGUGUUACUGAAGUGUACAGAGUAGCAAAGAGAGUGGAAGGUGGAAUUAAAGCCCGAGGUAUAAGCGACGAGAUGCUCCAGCAAAGCCUGAGGGACAUUGAAAUAGCUUGGAACAAUCUGCAGGCUUUCCUAUCAUUCAGCCCCCCUGUGUUACGGAUGUUGCCUUCUGAAUCUACCUUUGACUGUUCGGGCGAGACUGCAAUGGCUGGGUCAGAAAAUGCUCAGGCUGAAUCUUGCGGAGUGUGUCUGCUUAGUAUACUGCCUGGAUUUAAUGGCCUGAAACAUGCAGAGAAUUUGCUGACUUAUCAAGGUGGUCACUUCCAUGCAAGUUGUGCAAACCUUUGGCUCAACUGUGUGGAUUCUAAUCUACCUGCUCUUACCGUAUCUCCGCAAACGUCCGUGGACUCUAAACCACCAGCUGUUACUGAACCAAAUGGAACUGCUGCGGACUCUAACCUAUUGCCUUUCACUGUUCCUCCGCAAAACCGCACAGACCCCAAUUUCAAGAGUCUCCCUAUAGCUACGUCUCCUUGAUAUUACACGGCGUCGAAACCCAGAGAGAAAGCUAUUGCACCAAAUCCUCUUUGGCAGCUCGCACUGCUGUGCACUUCCAGGGAAAAUAUAUUUUACGAUGGGAGUGAAGGCGGCCACUGUUUACAAGCGAAGACUUUUAUUUUUUUUUAAAAAAAAACGCCCCUUGGAUGGCAUUUAUUUUGCAAGGGGUUCAAAUCUGCUGAGGCAAACGAAAAUUGAGUUGUUCUCUAUUUGUGGUUAUUGUUGGCCAGGCAAUAGUCUAAAUAAUGACUGAACACAUCUGUAUAUAAGUGACCUAGUGUCUAUUGUCCUGUAGGGUAGUGGUUAAAGCACUCACCUCGCAACCGAGUAGAUUUGAUUCCCGGGCAGGGCAAUACCUUAGGCAAGUUUCCUUACUCCGCAAGCCUCUGUUUACCUAGCAGUAGGAACCUGGUUAUUUGUCGAUUGGCGCUUUUCCAGGGGUAAUAAUCCCUUCAAAAAGAUAAAUAAACAAUAACAAUGAUCAUGCUUUCAAGAUGUCUCAAAGCGCUUUACAGAAUAUACUGUAAAUUGAAUAUACCCGUGGGCAGAAUGAGGCAGUCAGUUGCGCACAGCAGUGUCCCACAAACAGUCAUGGAUUGAGUGACCAAAUUUGUAUUACUUUAGAAACAAUUGAAGGGCUUAUUACCCCGGAAAGCGAUCCGCCAAUCGACUAACAACCAAGUUCCUACUUACUGCGAGGCAAACAGAGGCGUGUGGAGUAAGGAAACUUGCCUAAAGUUUCGGCCCGCUCAGGAAUCGAACCGGGUCCUCUCGUUUGCGAGGCGAGAGCUCUAACCACUACGCUACAGCAUCUUUCCAGGGAGGGAGAGAGAGAGAGAGAGAGCACAUUCCGUUCCAAUAAAUAUCU